AUGUAUGGGGAAGAGAACAUAGCGCUUUUGGUUCAAGUCGUGGUUCUUCAGUUGGUGGUGUGGUGCCCCGUCUUCUUGUGUUUGUAUGAGCUUCAUGCUGUGAAGGUGACGAUGAAUGGUAACGUGGGUACAACAAAUGAUACACAUGAGGGAAAAGAAGACGACGAGAUGAUGGAUGUUCAGGUUAUGAAGAACCCCAAUACCUAUGGAAGUGUUUUGGGCCUCAUAUGCGGACUGAUUUCCUUUAGGUGGAACAUUCGCAUGCCAAAGAUAAUAGACAAAUCUGUGUCGAUAUUGUCAGACACUGGACUUGGCAUGGCAACGUUCAGUCUAGGUAUUUUUAUGGGAUCUCAACGCAAGAUAAUAGCAUGUGGGAAAAGAAAGGCUAUCUUAAGCAUGGUUGUGAGAUUUAUAUUCUUAUCUAGUGUAAUGGCUAUGUGCUCUAUUGCAAUUGGCAUACGGAGCAUUGCACUGAAGACUGCUGCAAUACAGACAUGCAAAUUAUGAAACUUAUAAAGCAAAUUUGAUGCACAAAUGAAUCUAAAUUUUGCAUCCUAAUAUGGGUUUAACAUGAAAGUUU
Molecule: messenger RNA, 580 nt
Organism: Amborella trichopoda
Lineage: Eukaryota; Viridiplantae; Streptophyta; Magnoliopsida; Amborellales; Amborellaceae
Source: RefSeq, a predicted model, not a curated record